Molecule: messenger RNA, 2469 nt
Organism: Phacochoerus africanus (Common warthog)
Lineage: Eukaryota; Metazoa; Chordata; Mammalia; Artiodactyla; Suidae
Gene: VMAC
Product: vimentin type intermediate filament associated coiled-coil protein
Exons: 2
Coding region: 51-560 (169 amino acids)
Source: RefSeq, a predicted model, not a curated record
GGGCCGCCUGUGGGCGUGGGCGUGGCCGGGCCUGGACAGUAGCAGGGGCCAUGUCAGCGCCGCCACCCCUGCAGAUCCGCGAGGCAAACGCACACCUGGCGGCGGUGCACAGGCGCGCGGCGGAGCUGGAGGCGCGGGUGGAUGCGGCGGAGCGGACGGUGCGUGCCCAGGCGGAGCGCCUGGCCCGCCAUGACCAGCAGCUGCGCGCAGCCCUGGACGAGCUGGGCCGCGCCAAGGACCGUGAGAUUGCCGCUCUCCAGGAGCAGCUGCUGACCUCCGAGGCUGCUGUCCAGAGCCUGCAGGCUGCUGUGCGCCAGAGGGAAGAGCUCAUCCGGCAGCUGCUGCCCCGGGCGGAACUGCUGCAGGACAUCUGCCGCCGUCGGCCACCCCUGGCUGGGCUGCUGGCCACCCUGGUUGAGGCUGAGCGGCUGGGGCCCCUGCCAGCCAGUGACCCCAGCCACGUACUCCCUGGUGGUCCCAGUUCACCUCUUGCCAACAGUACUGGGGAGGAAGAGGACAGGGACCACCGCCAGCCUGCCCUUUUUGGGACUACUGUGUGAACCCGAGAGAGCAGAUUUCAGAAGGCAGAAAGAGGGCCCCUAUGAGGACUUUUCCCACCUCUGUGCCUGUCGUUGGGCAUCACCAGUAUGCUGGAGAGGAUCCUGUGGCAGAGCCAUAAUCCUUUCCAAGCAUCAGAGCCUGCUAACAAGUCAGAGGUUUUAAAUGGGCCACCUGCAGGCCGAAUGUGGAUGUUUAACCUGGACAGAAGUUUAUUAUUUUUUUAAACUGAAACUUUGAAUUAAUCACCCUUGUUGGAAAAACUGCCAGCACUUACAUAAAAAUCUGGAUUUCUGGCUUCAGAAUGAGACAUCCCUGCCUGGAUCAGAGUCCAGGGUACCCUCUUCAGCUGGUGUGAGUUUCAGCUGGCCCCCACAUCUUUCUUAGGACCAGAUGUCUGCCCCUGAAGAAUCGGUUUGAGACCUUAUUCUCUGGUGGAGGCAGAUGGCGUCAAGUUCAAUGUUAUCUGAGUUUUUCUCCUUCUCUUCCUCCCUUGCCCUGAUUUUUGUUCCUCUUAAAGCAUUAUCUCCCAUCCUAAAGCAUUUUAUUAUUCUUCAUCCCAGACCAGAGUUGGGAGGUGCAAGCCUCAGGCCAUUUUGCAUUGAUUAUAUGAAUUUUUUUUUUGGCUGCGCUUGAGGGAUAUAGAAGUUCCAGGCCAGGGAUCAAACAUGAUGUGCCGCAUCGUUGACAACACCAGACCCUUAACAGCUAGGCUAGCAGGGAACCCCUGAAAACAAAAAAAUUUUUUAAAGGCUAUGCCCUGCCCCCUCUGACAUGUGGAAGUUGCUGGGCCAGGGAUCCAACCCGUAUUCCAGCAGCGACCUGAGCCACUGUAGUGACAACGCUGGAUCCUUAAGCCACUGCAUCACAAGGGAACUCACAUUUUUUAAUCCUAAACUUUUCCCUAACUUUGUCCUUCCCUCAACCCAGGAAAGAGUAUGCAAGUGGGAUAUGCUGAGAUGCUGGCAGCCAGCCUUUGUGGGCAUCCCAUAGCCUUAUUUUUUUGGCCCCAUCCAUGGCAUGUGGAAGUUCCUGGGCCAGGGAUUGAAUCUGCACCGGGGCAGUGAUCUGAGCCACAUUAGUGGGAACACUGGAUCCUUAACACACUAAGCCACUGGGGAACUCCUCACAUAACCUUUUUUUAUUAGCAUCCUGCCUCAGGGGCUUUACACAGGCUGUUCCCUCUGCCUAGAAUAUUCUCCCCCCAUAUGUCACAGGACUAGCUCCUCAUUGCUCAGGUCUUUGUUCAAAUGUCAUCUGCUCUGAGAGGCCUUCCCUGACCUCCUUAUCUAAGAUAAUUCCUCCCCCUCCACCAUUUUAUUUCCCAUGGAGUAUAAGCUCCAUGAGGGCACGGUUUUUGUUUCUUGUCACCAGUGCCUGGCACAUCCUGGGACCCCAUUAAGAACAGGGUGAGUCCAUGAGUCCUGAAAGGAGUCAGGGACCCCAGCCUAUCUGGUGUGGCCCCCUGGCCAGUGCAGCUUCUGUAGCAGGAGUGGGUUCUUUUUUAUAUUCCCUAGAGAAUCUAUUUUUUAACCCCUUAUUUCUAUACCACCUUUCUUGGCCCGAUGUUUUCAGGGUGCUUUACUUUUCAUCAAACCAGGGAUUCCUACGCCCUUCUCUGUCCAGCCCAAGUGCCUGGCCUGGUCCCAUGGCAGCUGUUUCCCAGCCUUCUUACUCAGGGAAUUGUCACACCAGGAACUGCUGCGGGGCACAGCCCCUUUCAGACCAGAGAGCUCAGUGUCCUUCCUUGGCCCUCAGAAGGCGGCCGUAUGGUGUCUUAACAGUGAUCCCUCGGUGUGGUAACAAUGGCCUCGUCUUCUCCUCUGGACGAAUAAGGUGGGGGGUGCUCUUUGUAUGAGGGGAAGGCAGGCUGGGGCCUGUCUGAGCUCAAGAAUAAACCAAAUGAUUUCA